AUGGGCUUCCUCGUGCUUGACGAAGACUAUGAAAGUCAAGCCCGGGCCAAAACCCAGACGUCUCAGUCACCCGACGGCAUGCUGCGCGGCAACCUACAGUGCGACAUCACGCUGCCGCUCUUCACUAACCCUCCAGAGAACCGCUUGGCUUGCCACGAGACCGCUCAGGAGACCGCGUACGUCAGCGCUCACAUCUCGUACAGCAUCCACGCCUUGUACUCGCAGCUCGCCGCCCAUGCUGCUAUCACUAGCCAUUCCUCCGCGUUGGUAGCACCUGAGGGUAUCGCGCUGGGCAUCAGGAUCGCGCCGCAGUCCUUUGACAUUUACCCUGACUGCGACCACCGCAGGUACCACUCUCGGCGUCUCCGUUUGCAUGACCCGGAGACCCUGCCCGUCCUUUCCUUCGUACAUAAACUAUCUGUCGAAUCGGCAGGCUCUUAUAAGGGGCUCGGCAACUUGUAUGACCUCCGCCCUCUGUCACUACUCGUCCCGUUGCAAUGCAUGGCCGCCCUGCCGAACCUCACCACGCUCAUGCUCCCGUGGAUGUGGGAGAGGCCUAUGCCUUACGCCACGCCCAGCACGCCGGUGCGAGAGCACUACGCUCGACCCUGGGAGGGAGCCCUUCGGGACGCGAGGCACGAAUUUGGCAAUGCGAUUUGUGAGCAGGAGAAGUUCCUCCGCGGCAGGCGGAUACCGGUGGGUCUGAAGAACGCGCUACUGCAUUUCUGGGAGCCGGAACAAAUCUCGGUGGAGGAUCAGAGCGUCGCUCGACCGGAUCUGAUAUAUCCGGCCGAGAGAGAUCCCCUGAGCGUGGGGUUGUGCAGGCUGGCCGCACAUCUCAAAAGGCUCGACCUCCGUGCCCUGGUUACAGAGGACUUGUUCCCUACUGCAGGGGUAGAGGAUCGGCAGUGGUCAUCUAUGCAACGGCUCCGGAUAGAGAUCCACCCGCUGCGCCCGGAUGGGAUGUGGUACUUUGUCGGUCCGCGUGGCGAGGAUCCUUUGCGUAGUGGUGGCUCUGGGGACAAGAGAGAAGGCGGUUUCCGAGUUUCUGAAACUAUGGAUUACCCCCGCGAACACGACAUACCUGAGGACAAAGAGAUUGAUGAGGAAUUCGAUGAAUAUCCAAACGGUGACUCUGAGUUCGAUUACUUCCCCGAUCUGUUCCGCACUGAGCCGCACAGAGAGAGAGUCGAGCCUUUGCUUGCGCGGUUUGCAGCGGCGGUGGCUAAUAUGACCAGAUUGGAGGACGCCGAGAUGUUUGCACAUGUAUGGUGGACGCCAUCGGAGAGAAGAGAAGAGGAGUAUGCCGGCGAUGCACCGUACGACAACGCCAGCGUGCACAGGUGGGGUGUGCGGUAUCUUGCUGGCCGUGGUGGCGGCGACAACGGCGACGGCGACAGCAAGACGGCGACCACGGUGGUGCAGUGGCAAGUCGGAGACUGGAGACCUAGUACAGCGGUCAUGGAACUUUUCGAGGCGCUCGGGACCCAAGAGUGGCUUGAUUUCGAGUUUAAAAUAGGCAGACCCUGGCAAACUACUGAUGAUAUAAUACAAGCUCGAUUGUUUUGA
This is a messenger RNA of Colletotrichum spaethianum, 1569 nucleotides long. RefSeq lists its product as uncharacterized. The transcript has a single exon. The record is from RefSeq and is a predicted model, not a curated record. NCBI's taxonomy places the organism in Eukaryota, Fungi, Ascomycota, Sordariomycetes, Glomerellales, Glomerellaceae. The coding region runs from base 1 to 1569 and encodes 522 amino acids.